GACUUCUCCGCCUUAAAAGCACACACACAAAAUCUUUUCUCCGAGUUCAAGCUUGACCGACACGCCCAAGCUCUAAACUUUUCAGGAAAAACGCGAACAACCAUGAAGAAGCAAAAGCACGAGUUCUUAGGAGGAUUCAACUUCAACCCCUUUGAUCUGCUGUCUGAAGAGAUCAUUUUCAUGAUCCUCGACCUUCUCAACCGCAACCCUCUUGACAAAAAAUCCUUCUCUUUAGUUUGCAAGUCCUUCUACGCUGCAGAAUCCAAGCACCGAGAGUCCCUCAAGCCCCGCCUCCAGGAACACCUCCCUGCAAUCCUUUGCCGCUACCCCAAUAUCACCCAUCUCGAUCUCACCCUCUGCUCACUUGUAUCCGACGCCUCUCUCUCCAUUAUAUCCAAUGGAUACGCCUCUACUCUUCGUUCCAUUGAUUUCUCGAGAAGUCGUCUCUUUUCGACUUCUGGUUUGUUUGGUUUGGCUCUGAAUUGUAAGAACCUUGUGGAGAUUGAUUUGUCCAACGGGACGGAGUUGAAAGAUUCAGCUAUGGCAGCUAUUGCCGAGGCUAAGAAUUUGGAAAAGCUGUGGUUGGCGAGGUGUAAGUCGAUUACGGAUAUGGGGGUGGGAUGUGUUGCCGUUGGAUGCAGAAAGUUGAGGUUCAUUUGCUUGAAAUGGUGCUUGGGGGUUGGUGAUUUGGGUGUUGGUUUGAUUGCUAUUAAGUGCAAGCAUGUUUGUUACUUGGAUCUAUCUUACUUGAGUAUUACAAAUACAUGUUUAUCAUCUAUCUUGAAAUUACAACAUCUGGAAGAGUUGGUUCUGGAAGGAUGCUUUAGUAUCGAUGAUGACAGUCUUGCAGUUCUCAAACAUGGAUGCAAGUCAUUAAAGAGUCUUGAUGUGUCGGCUUGUCAGAAUAUCAGUCACAAUGGCUUGUCUUCCCUAAUAAAUGGUGCCGAAGGUCUGCAGCAACUUACCUUAGCCCAUGGUUCUCCUGUAACUUCGUCUCUUGCUGAUUGUUUGAAAAAGCUUUCCCUGUUGCAAUCAGUUAAAUUGGAUGGUUGUCUGAUUACCUAUGAUGGGUUGAAAACCAUUGGAAAUUGGUGCGUAUCAUUAAGGGAGCUGAGCUUAUGUAAAUGUUCAGGAGUAACAGAUGAAGGCCUCUCAUUCGUUGUAACAAAACACAAAGACUUAAGGAAGCUAGACAUUACAUGUUGCCGCAAUAUAACCGAUGUCUCUAUUGCCCACAUCACAAAUUUGUGCAACUCUCUGACUUCUCUCAGGAUGGAGUCAUGUACCCUGGUUUCUAGAGAACCCUUUGUUUUGAUCGGGCAGCAGUGCCAUUUGCUUGAAGAGCUUGACCUUACAGAUAAUGAAAUUGACGAUAAAGGUCUGAAGUACAUCUCUAGGUGUUCCAAACUAUCCAAUUUAAAACUAGGAAUUUGCCAUAAUAUAACUGAUGAGGGACUCAUCGAUAUUGGCAGGGGCUGCCCAAAACUUCUAGAGCUUGAUCUGUACAGGUCUGCAGAAAUAACAGAUAUGGGUAUUUUAGCAAUUGCACAAGGUUGCCCUGGCCUUGAAAUGAUUAAUAUAUCCUACUGUAUAGAUAUUACUGAUUGUUCCUUGCUAUCUUUAUCCAAAUGCUCACGGUUAAAGACACUUGAAAGUCGAGGGUGUUCUCUGAUAACAUCUUUAGGAUUAACAGCUGUUGUCGUCGGAUGCAAGGAACUUACCAAGCUAGACAUAAAAAAGUGUCAUAACAUUGAUGAUGCUGGAAUGAUUCCACUUGCUCAUUUUUCUCAAAACCUUAGACAAAUUAACUUGUCCCAUAGCUCAGUUACGGACGUAGGACUGUUAUCACUGACCAGCAUUGGCUGCCUACAGAACAUAACAAUCUUGCACUUAAAAGGCUUGACUCCCUGUGGACUAGCAGCUUUCUUACUGGCAUGCGGAGGGUUGACAAAAGUGAAACUUCAGGCAGCAUUUAGAUGGCUGUUACCCCAUCCUCUUGUUGAACAUUUGGAAGCACGUGGUUGUAUGUUUCACUGGAGAGAUAAAGUGCUUCAGGUGGAAUUGGAUCCCAAGUGUUGGAAAUUACAGUUAGAAAAUCCAAUGCCAUAGAGAUUCUUGAAGACCUUGUAGAUCAGAGGAGUUAGCAGCUAUUAUCUACAAAUGCAGAUUCUAGCCGUAGACUCAGGGGAAUCAUUGAAGAUAUUAGGUUUUUGACAAAGCAUUAGCCUUCAGGUGCUGUGUAGAUACUCUUUCAGAUUCUUGAAGAUCUCUUCAGUUAGGUGAGUCAACAUCUAUUGCCAACAAAUGAAAAAGUAGUGCAAAGUUUCCUCAGGUGCCAUAUGUUGAUGGAUUGUCAAAGUGUUGGCCUUUGAUGCCAAAGCAAUCGAGCUUUGUGGCUCUAUGCCUAGCAUAGUCUCGUGUACUUGAAACGUUAGAUAGAAUUGGAGAAUGUGUUUAUAUAUAUAUAUAUAUAUAUAUAUAUAUGUGUGUUUAUUAGUACUAAGUUUGCUUGAUGUAUAUUAUUAGUUAUGGAUGCUUAAUUGUCAAUAGAAUCAGAUGACAAUUUACUGAAAAGCCUCGUAAAGGAGAAAAGAUCCACUUAUUUUAUGAAAUUAUAAUUGAUGUUGUUAAUGAGGAUUUACGCAGCAGUUGGUAGAAAAUUUUGGAUUUGAUCAGGCAAUGAGCUGGUUUUUAACCAAAAAGCGUUUUCUUCUGGUAUAGAAAUUGAUCGCAAUGAUUGACCUGGUCAGGGAAAGGAGUGUACAUGUUUUUGCAUUGUAAUUCAAAUUGGUUGUGAAUUGAACGAGUCAAAUGUGAACUGCAUCUUUAAAAGUAAUAAGAAUAAUCAUUAUAAUAAAGCAAAAAAUGAAAAAAGGCCACCUGUGUAUGAUAAGCAUGAUCAUCGUAAAAUAAUUUUAUGGAAGAUCUGGUAUGAUGCUCAACUUGGUGAGUACCAAGAGUGAUUUACAAAAAGGUUACCCUAAGAUGAAUAGCUAAACUCAAGGCAAGGCCGGAGUUGAUGACUGAUAAGAGUUGAGGAGGCUAGCAAGGAAAUGGAUGGAUCAUUGGCUUUAUUUUAUUGCUACCUUGGAAGUGGCAUAGCAUUAAUUAUAGGUGGAGUUGUGGAGUCAACCUUUGCAUAGAUAGCAUGGUGUAUGGAGCAAUAUUGGUUUUAUUAUUAUCAAUAUUAUCACAAAAGAAUCAGACUCGGCUUAUUCAGAACAUCAUCCCGUUUCCGAAUGGAAUUUUGAACCCAGUCAAAGUCAUUGCAGUCAGAAUGCUUCUAUUUCUAUACAAACAUUUGG
Messenger RNA from Durio zibethinus, 3305 nucleotides. RefSeq names its product F-box/LRR-repeat protein 3-like. The record is from RefSeq and is a predicted model, not a curated record. Gene Ontology annotation, molecular function: protein binding. NCBI's taxonomy places the organism in Eukaryota, Viridiplantae, Streptophyta, Magnoliopsida, Malvales, Malvaceae. Gene Ontology annotation, cellular component: SCF ubiquitin ligase complex. Gene Ontology annotation, biological process: SCF-dependent proteasomal ubiquitin-dependent protein catabolic process.